Molecule: messenger RNA, 1824 nt
Organism: Symbiodinium sp. CCMP2592
Lineage: Eukaryota; Dinophyceae; Suessiales; Symbiodiniaceae
Source: the annotation of a GenBank genome assembly
AUGGAGCUCGCAUGCUCGCCGAAGAGGUGGGCAAAGGAGCAGCCAGGAAUUGCAGGUGAGAAUAUUACUUACUUGUCCGUGAGGAUGAACAAGCCGUAUAAUCAAGCAACGUUGCACAUUUUCCGACCCAUGGUAUCUAAGGCAAUGAGCUACUCUAAGAGCCAAAAACUGGCGAAAGCCUUUGCCAACGACGGUGUGAAGAGACGGGACCUCCUGCAGAUGGCGUCCUCUGCACAAGAACGGGAUGCCUACAAAUGGAUGAGGUGCAACUUCCUGUGUUCAGCACGACAGCAGAGAGGGAAGACAAGCAGACCCGUGUCCGAAGCAUUUGGUUGGUAUGUUACACUGUUCUUUUAUAAGCUGCGCCUGCCGACGACCUUCACCAUGUCCAACACGGCACCGUUUCAUUUGCUUCUGAGGUUGGUAACAACACCUGCUUCGAUCGUGUUGCCUUCUGAUGUCUUGGCGGAGUUGAGCAAGCGCGGGCUCCUUUCCUCCUGCCUUGAAGGCUUUGGAUCUGUGCGAGAAUGGUGGGACCGCGAGAUCGAUCCUGUCUACAAGGGCCUGAUCGACCACUCAGAUUAUCCUUAUCCGCUGCUUUUUCAUGAAGACGGUGUGCCAACCACGAAGCGAGAGACUGUGGUAUUUUGGUCGUGGUGUUCAGCCUUGACCAACCAAAGGUCCGAGAUCAGCAGGUUCUGCAUCAUUGGUGUUCCGCAAUCUCGGAUUGCGAAGCAAACUCGUACUUUUAUUGCCAGGAUAAUAUCGUGGGACCUCAAGUCACUGAAAGAAGGAUAUUUUCCAAUGCACGACUGGGACGGCAACGAGUGGCCAAAGAUGUCCACAAGGCAGCGGCGAGCUGGGAAACGCUGUCCGGUCAAGGCCGUCUUCGCAUUCUGGAAAGGGGACCAGGAAGCCCACAUGAAGAGCCAUGAACUCUGUCGCAACUACACUCGCAAGUAUAUAUGCGACUGGUGUCUGGCUUGCAACAGCGACGUCAUCCUCAACUCUGGCGACUUGAGUGCUACAGCUGGCUGGCGUCAAACCGAGGAGCACACCCGCCCAGCUCCGCACGCCAACGAUGUUUCUCCUUGGAAGCAAGUCGAGGGCUACACCCGUCGCAGACGGCUGUACGACGGUGAGAUGUCCAGGUUUUUGGAUUUGCAGGACCAGUCGCCAAAGCCGAAUGAGAUUCUGUACCGGUUCACAUCCAGAGCUCAAGCGUGGUGCAAGGAAAGACGAUUGGAUCUUGGAAUAAAUCCGAUCACAAUGGACUCGCUGAAUGCGACGCUGAAAUAUCCUGAAUUGAGCUCCACGAUCAAAGCAUCGAGAUGCAGGAAUCUUUUAGCCUUCGUCACCCACUUCGCCGUGGAGCUCGAGAAACAGCUCGACCCGGACGAUUGCAGUUCCGAGACAGCUCAUUGGAGAAGGGCCCGUGCCUGUAUGCUGUGGUCUCUCGAUGCUGCCUUGUCUGUGGCUGGGACCGCCCACAAGCCCCACAUGACCGAUGGAGAAACAGAAGAAUCCGUGUGGCUUUUCGAAACCUUCCUGCUCUUGUACCAAUACGCAGCUGCCCGUGCAUAUGGACUGUCUCAAUUACUUUACAAGAUGAGACCAAAGCACCACUAUGCAUCUCACAUGAUCGCAGAAGUCGCGCAAACAAAGCUGAACUUUAUGCACUGUUCCAACUUUGGUGACGAAGACCAUAUGAAGUAUAUGAAGAAAAUUGGCUGUUUACUGAUCACUCUUGUCUGUCCCUGUCUGAACUUAUUUGUUGUAGUUCGAACCCUUUUUGGGCAUGCAGCUGUUCAGUCAAUCAGCUAA